Molecule: messenger RNA, 7358 nt
Organism: Temnothorax curvispinosus
Lineage: Eukaryota; Metazoa; Arthropoda; Insecta; Hymenoptera; Formicidae
Gene: chinmo
Product: zinc finger protein chinmo
Exons: 8
Coding region: 720-2213 (497 amino acids)
Biological process (GO): regulation of transcription by RNA polymerase II
Cellular component (GO): nucleus
Molecular function (GO): protein binding
Source: RefSeq, a predicted model, not a curated record
GGAGGAUGUACGCCCCUGUUGGCGAGGGCCCCAGCAACCAACGACCAUCCCUGGUCAAUCCAUGGUGGCUUCAUCCGCCAGUGUACGAAUCGGGGAACGAUGUGCAUCGGAGGAGGACAUCGCUGAUCUUGUGACGAUCAAGUCCGCUAGUAGGAGCAUACUGUUAAGUCGGCCCAAUACGUAGGGCCACCGGCGGGAGGAACGAGCCCGCGAAAGAAAGAGAAAAAGAGGGGAAGUCGAGAACGAGCCGGACAUAACCCGUAGAACAGUCCAAUUCAGAUCGUGCUUCGCGCUGGGCGUUUUCGGCGCGCACGCAUCAUUCGCGCUCCAGUACGACUUGGGGAAGGAUAGUAUCGUCCUCUCGGGAUGAUUGACAUUGAUUUCGCGUCCGCGCUGUGGCCAUCACGUUGAUUGUCGUAGUCGUAGCAAGUGGUUACGGUUGUUGCACUUCCCCGCGCAUCUUCCUGCUUACCGUUCUUGUGAAUGAGUCACAGUGAUUCGCGCGCGCGUCGACGAUUGCUCUUCCCGAGAGACGAUACGCAAGCAUGAUCGUCGCGGCGAGAACGCAUCCCUGGACGCGUUGCACCGAAGAUUCGUGAGGCUGUAGUUACGCUGGACGAGCAAUUGGGCACGAGCGCGAUCAAGAAGGUAAAUAUCCAUUGGAAGGUGGCUGCGAGAGGAGUGGUGAGGAUCACGGAGUUGAGCCUAAGGGUGGCAUCAUGGACUCUCAUCAGCAGCAGUUCUGCCUCAAGUGGAACAGUUUCGGCAGCAAUCUAGCAACGACGUUCUCGAAUUUAUUCAAAAGCGAGAGUCUCACCGAUGUCACCCUGUUCUGCGAGGGAGUUACGUUCAAGGCGCACAGGUUAAUCCUCGCAGCAUGCAGCAAGCACUUUCAGGAGCUCUUCGAAGGAAUGCCGCCUUCUCCCGCGGGAUUGAUCGUUAUUCUCGAUGGGACGAGUGCCCACAAUAUGGCGUCCCUCCUCGAAUUCAUGUACCGUGGAGAGGUACAUGUGUCCCAGGAAUCCCUCAGCUCCUUCCUCAAGGCAGCUGAAUGCCUUCAAGUAAAGGGUUUGUCGAUCAUCGAGCACGAGAAGCUGGCGGUGGCGCAGAGGCACGCCGCGGAGAGUACCAACACCUCUGCGGACGCAGAGAGUAGCGGCCGAGGCGGGGGCGGCGAAGGCGGCGGAAGUGGCGAAGGCGGCGGUAGCGUCGGGGGUAGCGUCGGCAGCGGUAGCGUCGGUGGUACCAUCGGCAACGGGGGCGGCGGUGGCGGCGUCGGUGAUAUGAGCGAUAUAAGCGAGGCGGGCGAAGCCACCAUGGUCAGGAAUAUCAUGAAGAGGACUUACACACCGGUGCCGUCGCCCGCCCCGGAGUACCCCGUGCCUAGCGGGGCUUACUCCACGUCUCACUAUUUCGAGAGUCCGCCGAAGAGGCUGAUGAGGUCGCCGAGCGACAUCGAUAGCGAGCGAAGAGCGAGCGUGUUGCGUGACGGCGCUGCUUUUCGGCCAGCGUCCGCCCCGCAACCACACUUGCUGGAGAACCACCUCUACCAACCGUUCACCUAUCCCUCCGAAACUUCUUUGCAUCCCCACACCGCGCCACAUACGCCCACGGAACUGGAACAGCAGCUGGAACGGGCGCGGUCCGAGGAACGCAGCAACUGUGAUCUCAAGGAAAGCGUUGCCGAAGAUCUUCGAAUAAAACAGGAGCCAGUGGAGUUGGCCGAUCGGGAGAGAACGGAGAAGUUGGCGGAAAGAUUGUCGAAGCGGGAUGACGAGAUUUUUCCCGCACGAAGGUUUGACGCGGGUUCGUAUAGGCCGAACUCGGAUCAUCUGCCGCACGGGGCACAGCUGGGCCCGACGAUGGUGCCGAUGCCGGCGGCUCAUCCGCCGACUCCCGAUCAGAGCCCCGCCGCGCCCACCACGCCCGCUAUGUGGAACAUGAAGAUCCACAAGGCCAGCACUGUCUCUACUGUCGGCGGCGGUACGAAAUUGAAGUGUCCCUUAUGCGAGAGACUAUACGGCUACGAGACGAACCUGCGCGCUCACGUACGGCAACGUCACCAGGGCAUCAGGGUGCCAUGUCCGUACUGCUCGCGAACGUUCACCAGGAACAACACCGUCAGACGGCACAUCGCGCGGGAGCACAAAGCCGAGCUCAGGCAGAAGGCCAACCAGGCCAGCUAUUCGGUCUCGGACAUUGUGCCCCAGUAACAAUGUCUUCGGCGUCGCUGUCAUCCUCGCCACCGUGGUCGCCGUCGCGGUUCGCGCGCGGUGGUGGUACCGGCGACAACGAUCCCGGUGACCACCUCGCCGGAGCCGACCGCGAGACCGGAUCGCGGUUAGAGCGUACGAGACGAGAGGAGAGCCUGCAGUUAGGUAUACCUUCGUUUUCCCUUCGUCGUCGUCAGCGAACGCCGUCCCGGUUCCUCGUCGCGAGGGCAAAUCUCUCUCCGCGUGCGCGCCUGGAAUCGGUCGAAGAAAUCGUAACGAGGGGCACGACCAUGAAGAUUCGUAUACAGGACAAGAGACACGGGAAGAGACCUGGAAGAGGCAUGGAACAACGAUGCGCACGGCGCCUCGGACACGCUCGCGAGAAAACGCUGCGAAUCACAAAGCUAGUCAAUGAAAGUGCAACGGUCAAGUAAGGAUUAUUAACUAGGAGCUUUUUAAACGAGAGGCGCGAGAGAUAUAGCGGGUGAAGGUAACGAGCUGAGCGGCGAAAUGGCGCAUAGACACGUAUAUACACGCAGAGCCGUUAUAGCGCAGGCGACUGCGACGAGAGAACCAAUGCAAACUCAGGUAAACUUUAAUUCGUGGCACAAAUCAGCGCCAGGAGAGAAAGCGCUACCUUUUUAUAGUCCAACAUUACCAUAGAUAUCGGAUUUACUCGCCGUCGCAUUUUAAUCGUUAACGCCGUUAACCGGUUUACCUGUUUCUGGUACUACUUAUCGCUGUUGAGAAGUCGAGCCUAUAGAAUCGCGACGCUCCGACGGGCGAUACCUAUCCGAAACGUUAACGUUACGCGCGCACCAGUGCCAAAGACACGACGUUUUUUCUACUCUCGUGUAAUCACACACGUCAAUUUUCAGUUCCGCCUUUUCGUACACCACCGCGUACAACACGCACUUCGACUGCUAUACAUAUAAUAAUCGCGGUGAAACCCACAUAUCCGAAAUCGCGCCGAGACGACACCCGAGACGAAGAGUACACAUCUUUUAUACCGUUACGAUUUUAUAUAUAACGUUUACGAGAUUAAUACUGCGAUUCUAGGGCGGACGACUGUCGUGCGAUUAUAGCCGCGGAAGUGCCGCGCAGCCGCUCGCGCAAAUAUAUUUCUUGGCGAAUGCGCGCACAAUGUUAUAGAAGUAAGUCGACCGAGCAAUAAUCACGUUCAUAUACCAUUACACUACGUCGACACUAAUUUUUCUGUAAAAAAAAAAAAUAAUUAAAAAGAAAAUAGAAAACAAACGCAUUCGCCACGGAAGUUUGUCGCGGCCGGCUGCGCCGCGCCUCGCGGCGAAACGAUCACUACCACUUUGUUACCUGUUUACAAUGUUUAAAAUGCGGACUUUUGUCCGGAGCAAUAGUCGCGUACCGUGAAUAUAAUAGAGUAUAAUAGCCAUCGAUCACACAUGUGUGGUUUUAAACAGUGCGCGCGAUUACGCGCGAAAUAGUUGCUAUCCCGGUUGUAUGAGAUGUGAUCAAUGCAAUAGAUUUAUAUUACACAUUACCUAUAUGUAUAGAUAUAUAGAGAUAUACUCCUAGUCAGGAUGGCACCCACGAUAUUACUUGUUACAGUAUUUACACUUUAUACAGAUUAAUCUGCCUUAUGUUUUUUUUCCGUUUUUACUUGUUCUCCCUUUCGUUUAUUUUUUUUUCUUUUGCAGAAAGUUUUUAAACGUUUAUAUUCUCACAACGAUACCCGCCUACCGUAAGUUAUCAGAGACAAUAGAGACGAUAUAGAGAAAUAUUUAGUAUUUAAAGCGCGUCGUGCGCGAGCUGGGGGAUAUAAUAGUGCACGAGAUAUAGAAGCCGAAAAGAGUUCAUUUCCGUUUCUUCCUUUUAUUUUCACUUUUUUAUUUGUCUUUACUUUUCUCUUCUUUUUCUUUUCCUGUCUUUAAUAACGUUCAACAUGCCAAAUAUACGUGAGCACUCGUCGCGCACGCGCGCGCAUAACUCUGCCAAAAGUAUGACAGUACUACCUCAUCGUUUUGCAAUGCAUUACACACACAGGGAACACAAUAGCGAUAUUUUAUACAGUAUAAUAAAACCUGUACAUUCCGUACAGCCGCUACUAUUACUACUGCUACUACUACUACUACUACUAUUACUACUACUACUUUGUCCAGUUAAUGUCAGAGCAGUUCUCCUGCCAUUGCCACCCUCUUGCAGGGUAACGCAAGAUCGUGGAUCUCGGAGUUCGUCGACCGUUAGAUUAAUUUCAAACAUGCAUCGUAAAUCAGAAUGAAUCGAUCCACGCUAGUCAAGCACACGUAUGUUCUAUCUAAUCUUGUUUCUCCGCCACAAUCAUUCUCGUCCCGCGUGAAAGAGCUCCGGGAUCCUCGAUCCGCGCGCGUGAUGUCUAUCUGUACGUAAAAUAGGCCCGUUUUCUUUCCGUUUUUCUUUCGGUCGCGAGGGCGCAUUAUUAUAUGAAAUAGCAACAUGUAUGUACAACUGUGAAGCCGUAGUGAGUGAGCGCGAGAGCGAGCGAGUGCGUACGCAUAUGUGCAUGAACAGCCCGUGAAUGCGCGCGCGAAAGUGAUUCGCGGGUAGGAGGAAGAGCCGCAAUUAUGCGCCGUGGUGCAUUGUCGAAAUUGCGGCGCGAAAUCGUCCGACGUGUCACGGACGUUGCUGGAUGGUCGCGCGAUGGACUGGUUGCACCGUUUUCGUCCCGGGGAUGAAACGAGAGACGUGGCGAUAAGACAGACGAGUUCUCGAUCGCCGAAAGAGAUCGGCGAGAUCAGCGCCGAUGCGCUGGCGGACGCGAAAGAAGAAACGGUGAUGGUGGAAAGCGAAAAUUAUCCGAGCGUAGGUGACAUCGAUUGUCCCGAGGGAGCGCAAAGGGAAGUUAACCGGGGAUAGGAUUGAUGAUGCUGGACGACGGAGAUUACAUAUAGUCAUAGGGAAGUUAAUUCCCGGGGGAGAAGCCGCGGGAAAAGGAUAUUCAAAGAUGUUAUGUGUCGUUUACGUAUGUGAUGAUAGGAACAUACACACACGCGCACACACGUACAUACACGUACACAGAGGGAUGGAGAGAGAGAGUUAUGGGGAGAGACAUACGUACACACGUGGACAGCACACAGGCUCGUGUAAAUAGAUACGGUCGCGUAUGCCAAGUUAUAUAAUGAAUCUUUUACUUAAUAUAUAUACAAAAUAUAUAUAUUGUUUUCGGCUGUUCUGCUAAGCAGAGGCAAAGGCGGGAGGGGGGAGAAGGAUACCUUUAAGUGGUACAAUGAAUUAGCGUUAAGUUUAAGUAGAGGGAUCGAGUUAUCGGCAACGGAGCGGCGAAAUUUGAAAGUUAGGGUAAUAACGGUCAAGCGCGGAAUUUCCGGGGGGGGGGGGAGUCGGUUAAACCCAGGGUUUAAUUGUUUUGUCAUACGUAAGGAUUAGGAGUGCAUACGUAGUAAAGGUAUUUCACACCGACACCUCACACGAAAACACACACGUACACAUAUAGCGGAUCGGAAGGACGAGAGAGACAAUGUCGGUCGGAGGGAAUUGUAGGAAGAAAAGAAAGAGGAUGACACACACACACGUACCGAAAAGAUAAACGACGUAGAAUUAAAGCGAAAAUUUAGAAUUAAUUAGUCGUAUAUUAUCGCGACAUCGGUUUACGCGCGUAAACGUUAUUCGGAACGGCCGAAAAUCGGCAAUUUGACUCAAAUCGAUUUUAAAUCGUUGUUAAUUUCGUCGUAUCGCUUUGCUCAAAAGUUAAUCGCACGAUUCUUGAAACGCGCUUUUGAACGAAAUUACGAUAUUUUUGUUGUUUACUUCUUACUCUCGAUUCUCCCCGAUCUCGUUGACCUCGGGCCGUUCCGGGGCUCGAGGGUGAGGUUCCAGAUUCGAUGUUACAGUCGAUUUUCGUCAAGGUACGCGCGAGAGACGAAUCCGCGAUCGGAAGUCGAAAGUGCGAAACGAAUACGCGCGCUUCCGUCUUCGGUUUCCGUCGUACAUCCGGUGUAAGAAUUAUAUUUGGUCUAUAUGUAUAUAUAUGUACACGCAGAAAUACACACACACACACACAUAUACAUGGAGACAGACACGUACACACGUACACGACACUCGCGCGACGCGCGUACGCGUAUGUAUGUACCAUUUAUUGUAUCACGGCGGUAGGAUAAAAUGUUGCAUGUUGUUUCUAUAAUAUGUGUUUUACGGAUUGAGAAUCCUUUAUAGAUGUCGUGUGUGACACAAGGCUUGACACGAGAGGCGAGGGAGAUUCACACCGUGGCGCGCUCGCGCGCGCACGCUUUCGAGGGGCAAAUGCGAAUGCGAUCGUGCGAGGUAGCUCAUCCGAAUAUAAUCAGAGUGAACGGGAAAUUCGUGUAAUUUGGAUUGUCCGCGUUAAAUUAGCUAAUCGCUUCUAAAUUGACCACGAAAGUUUCACAAAAAGGGACAAAAAGGAAAAAGUCUCGCACGUUUUCGAUCUGGUUCUUUCGGCAAACGAUUCGAACGUUGUUUAGAUUGUAUUGAUUUAUGAAAAUUGUCGUUAAAUUAACAAUAAUAAUUGUACUACAAUGAUUCGGCUGCAAUAUUCGAAGCUGCACGUUCGAGCACGUUCGAAACGGACGAUCGUCACGGUGUGAACGGGCUUUCCGUAACGGGGAACCUUCGUUAUCAUUCGCGUCGCGCGGGCAGCGAGCUUCAGGACAAGAUAGAGAAAAAAAAAGGAAAUCACGCGGCUGCCCGCGGGAAGGGAGUGAGGGAGCAAAAUUGAUGUCAUCACUGCACCUACACCGCGCGCAGAGAAUGCACUGGCAACUACUGUACCGUUUGCUCGUAUAGUAUAUAAUAGUACUAUACCGUAGUUGAUAAUGAUUACAUAGUACAUGUAUCACGCACGCAUAAGCAUAUUUAAAAUCGACGGAGCAAAGAAAGAAGAGAAAAAAAAAGAAAAAAAAGCAAAAAGAUGAUAUGGCAGAGGGAGGGGAACAAAAAGAAGACGAAGAAGUAAUAGGACACACGGCGUAGCGAUGUCGCAGAGCGGGACCUCGAACGUCCGGGGAACGAGCGGCUCGUUUCCCGGCCGCAACUUAUAGUACAAAGUAAACGUAAUGUUUAAGGGUUAAACAAACAGGACAGGCAGGAUGUGUGGAUUUUGUAAACUUACUAUACACGCUGUAGAAAAAAAAAAAA